UACAAGAAUGACUCUCUUUACCCAAAGUGAAUUUCUUUUUUUGAUAGUCGAGAGAAGGAUAAUACGAAUUUACUUUUUAAACAUUCGAUAUGUGUUCAAAUUAGGAGUCGUAAACCUGCACAAGUUUCCACCCGAACUAGAAGUGAAUCUCAUCGACACGUGCUAAAUAAAAGGCAAGUAUUUCCAAUCACGCAAUCUAGAUAGGAACUCUGAGUAUCAGGAAAAAAACAGUUUUCAUCAUCUCCAAAACAUGCCUCUGCUACUAAGAAUCUCUGUUACUCUGUUUCUUCUCCUGCCUUUUCUCCUCCUACUUAUUCUCUUGGCCUUAGUUUUUCUUCCAUUGAUUUUCCUUCUAGUCUUGCCAUUAUUGUUUGCCCUUUUAUGGGUUUAUUUUCUAUUCAAGAUUCUGUGCAUAUUCACCACUAGAUUUCAAGAAAUGAAGUUGAUGCACAGGAAGAAGAAGAAGAACAAUAAGUCUUGUAAAGCCAGGAGGGACAAGGAGGAGAUUGCAGAUUUGGGUCCAUGGGUUCUUGAAAAAGAAAACAAAAGGAGUGUGGAAGAUGAUGUGAAGGAAAUUGAUGAGGGUUCAUGGCAAAUUGUGGCUCCAAAAUCUGCCAAAAGUAAUGAAACUAAAACGUUCAAGGAAAUAUUGUAUUUCUGGAGAAGUAAAGAGAGAGGGAGUACUUCAACUGGUUGAAAUAUGCCGAGAGAGGCAACGGAUAGGGGGAAAACGGUUGGUUUUUUCCAAUUUUUUGACAUGAAUUUAACGUCGGUUACUGUAGGUUAUUUCAGUUAUCGGUUGGUUCAUUGACUGACCGAUCGGUUAUAUCAGUAGUUUUUGUAUAGCCCAUUUGGAUAAAUAGUUCGAGAUCACAAUCCUACUCUGGAACAAAUACAAAAAUGGCAAAUUAAAAUAUUUAUACAGCAAAUUUGACUACAUAGUUGAUAGUACUGAAGCAAGUAGUCAAUGACCAAUCGAAACUUUAUUAGAGAAAUGCUUUGAAGCAGCAGCUAUGGCUUCCUCUGGCCUAAGAUUGGGUGCCAGUAGUACACUAUUACUCUUCCUCCUACUUGAUUUGCUUCCACCAUCACCAGAGGCAAAGAAGAAGGAAGCUAAUGAUUUCAAGAUUGAAGAAGGCUUCACCACUUUCUUACCCUUACCCAUCUUAAAUUAACACUGUUUGGAAUCAACAAUCACUCGUCUCAAGAAAUAUUGUAUUUCUUGUGUUCUGCAUCUCUUUUGGUUGAAUUGGGUCUUAUAUAUAGGCUUUGAUUCCUUGAUGACCAAGCCAAUUCUGGUUUGACUGCUUUACAUUUGUAGAAGAAAAGGAAGGAUCCAAGCAUCUGUCUUCAAUAGUUCUAUCAAUGGUGUCUGUUAUUUGGCAGCUUCCACUAAGUUACAGUAGUAAAAAUGCUGUUGUCAUUUAGU
This is a messenger RNA of Tripterygium wilfordii, 1429 nucleotides long. RefSeq lists its product as uncharacterized. NCBI's taxonomy places the organism in Eukaryota, Viridiplantae, Streptophyta, Magnoliopsida, Celastrales, Celastraceae. The transcript is spliced from 2 exons. The coding region runs from base 251 to 697 and encodes 148 amino acids. The record is from RefSeq and is a predicted model, not a curated record.